AUGGCUUCAAAUGGAGCAUACCCAGUGCUGGAACCGGGUGUGACCGAGAACCCUGGCACCUCCAUGCCAGUGUUCACGGCUCUGCCCUUCACUACACCUGCUCCCGGCCCAGCACAGGAGCCGCCCCUCGUGACUGCAGUGGUUCCUCCAGGCGGCCCUUCGCUGCUGUCUGCCUUCCCCAGGACCCCUAAGGUGGCAGGACAGGAUGGCCGAGGCCCGAAUUGGGCUGGGGCUUCCAAUGUCCUUGUCCAGAUGAGGACAGAAGUGGGGCCUGUGAAGGCCCCUCAGGCACAGACCUUGGUCCUAACUCAUGGCCCCCUCGUCUGGCAGGCACCAGGCACCCUCUGCGAGGGUGUUGCAUAUCCACUUCACCAACCCCUGGCAGCUGCCCCUGUGCUGCCCGCUAUGGUUGCCCAGGUCUUUGGAGGCACCCAGGCCUGCAAGGGAGGCUGGUCUCAGGGCCUUCCUCCUCCAGCACCACCGGCUCCCCAGCUGGCCCCCAUGAUGGUCCCAGGGAACGCUUGUCCAUGGCCACAAGGGGCUCAUGGAGAGGGCAGCCUGGCUCCCUCCCAGGCCAAGGCCCCCCCGGAUGACUUCUGCAACCCCAAGAGCGUGUAUGAGAACUUCCGACUCUGGCAGCACUACAAGCCCCUGGCCCGGAGGCACCUUCCCCAGAGUCCGGACACGGAAGCGCUUUCCUGUUUCUUCAUCCCAGUUCUCAGAUCCCUGGCCCAGCGGAAGCCCAGCAUGACCCUGGAGGAGGGACUGUGGCGGGCCGUGCAGGAAUGGCAGCACACGAGCAACUUUGACCGGAUGAUCUACUACGAGAUGGCGGGAAAGUUCCUGGAGUUCGAGGCUGAGGAGGAGAUGCAGAUUCAGAAGUCGCAGUGGAUGAAGGGGCCCCAGUGCCUGCCUCCUCCAGCCCCGCCAAGGCUUGAACCUCAAGGAACCCGGGCCCCUCAGGUGGCCAAUCAGCCUGUGUACCUUCCCAGCAAGGCCUGCCCCAAGGCCCCGCCUGCCUGCCUGCCACUACCCAGGCCCCAGAAGCCAGCAGAGACCAAGGCCCCCGAGGAGAUGCCCCCUGAAGUGGUGCAGGAGUAUGCCCCGCCUGCCUGCCUGCCACCACCCAGGCCCCAGCAACCAGCGGAGACCAAGGCCCCCGAGGAGAUACCCCCUGAAGUGGUGCAGGAGUAUGUGGACAUCAUGGAGGACCUGCUGGGGCCUCCCACUGGGGCCACAGGAGAGCUAAAGGCAAAAUGGGAAGAGGGCGAAGUGGAGCAGGAAGGGGACGGGAUGCUUCUAGACCCAGGCGUCCUGAGCUACGCUGACAAUCUGUGUUCCCAGGAAGACUUCGUCACCAAGGUGGAGGCCGUCAUCCACCCCCGAUUUCUGGAAGAAUUGCUUUCCCCAGAUCCACACAUGGAUUUCUUGGCCCUAAGCCAGGAACUGGAGCAGGAGGAAGGACUCACCCUUGCCCAGGUAGCGGAGAAGCGCCGCCUAUCCUUGAAGGAGGAACGGUGUGCGAGGGCAGACCCUAGUCAUGGCACUGCCCGGUUGGACUCAAUGUCUUCUGAGUCUGCAGCGGGCCAAGGAGCAGAGAGAGAUGUCCCUGGCCCCCAGCAAAGGGUCGGCGUGGAAACCUGCCCACCCCAGACGGCUGCCCAGGACCCUCAGGGACGAGGCAGAGCAUGCACCGGCAUGAGCAGGUCCAAAAACCCUGUGGUGCUUUUGGAAAGACUGGAUUCCCGCUGGCUGAGAUCUGCCCGGCCAGACUCUCCUUCCCAGGACCAUAGACCUGCCUGCCCAGGCGUGGGGACCAAAGACACCUGGGGUCUCCCUGGAGCCUCUCCUGUCAAGGAGUCAUGCAGGCUGUCUAAGGGGUCAAGUGAGGAGGAGAGGGGAAUCCCUGGUAUGGUUUCUGUCGUGGGUACCAACUACAGGCUGCGGCCCUGGAAGCUGUCCCAGAGCCCUGUCCCUGCCUUGGGCCUUCUCAGCCCAGAAGGGCGGGGACCCCAGGGAGCUCUUCAGUCCCAAUCUGCAAAAAGAAGAGGCGUCAGCCCAGCACCCGCUCCUGCCACCAAGUCCAGGAAGCGAGCUCUCUUCGGAGGCCCAUCCCCUGCUGAACAGACGCCCCACCUAGGGCCUGGGCUCAGAGUCUCUGGGGCACAAUCCGUGGCUUGGGGGCUGGGUGGCCCCUCACAGUCCCAAAAGAGAAAGGGUGAUCCCUUGCUCUCUAAGAGGAAGAAAAAGCAGCACCGUAGCCAGUAG
Cebus imitator (Panamanian white-faced capuchin) is the source of this 2268-nucleotide messenger RNA. Its product is annotated as NUT family member 2G-like. NCBI's taxonomy places the organism in Eukaryota, Metazoa, Chordata, Mammalia, Primates, Cebidae. The coding region runs from base 1 to 2268 and encodes 755 amino acids. The transcript has 9 exons. The record is from RefSeq and is a predicted model, not a curated record.